AUGGCCUGGAACAACCGCCGUGGUGCUAGAGGACGCAAUGUGGACCGCAUGAGGCAAGAUGAGGAAGAUGAGGCCUUACUUCUUAUGAGUGCCUCGUUAAUGUUAAUGCAUCCGUCACUUGCACACGUGGAUAAUAAUCAACCACUUCCGCAACAUGAUGGUUCAUUCACAGAUAGGCAGUGGGUGGAACGCGUACUCUACGGUCAUCAUAGAUGCUCAAUAGACAACAUGCGUAUUACGGUUGAUAAUUUCUUGCUACUGUCCAAUAUCCUUGUCGAGAGACAGUACGUUCCACACAAUUACCAACAGCGCGUGCCCAUACAGGAGGCGCUUGCUAUGACUUUAAUGUUGGUCAGCCACAAGCAUACGCACCGUAUGUUGGGGACUAUUUUUGAUCGAUCCAUCGAGACGAUUAAUCGAAAUAUAAAAAAGGUGCUCCGAGGCCUGUGUCUAUUUGCAGCUGAAAUAAUACGACCGGGUGACCAGACUGCAGUUCAUCCACGAAUUGUAAACUCAACUAAUUUUUAUCCAUGGUUCAAGGAUGCCGUGGGAGCGAUGGAUGGCACCCACAUCUCAGCUUGUCCUCCGACAGGCGAGCAAAUGGCAUAUACAAAUCGGCACGGGUGGCAAUCACAGAAUGUUCUGGCAGUUUGUGACCAUGACAUGCGCUUCAUCUAUAUGUAUGCUGGAUGGGAGGGAAGUGCACGCGAUGCGCGAGUGUUGGAGUCAGCAUUAGCAUAUCCGUCCGAUUUUCCACUGCCACAACCUGGCCAGUACUACUUAGUUGAUGCGGCAUAUAGGAAUGCUCCUGGUUUCAUGCCCCCGUAUUAG
Molecule: messenger RNA, 831 nt
Organism: Coffea eugenioides
Lineage: Eukaryota; Viridiplantae; Streptophyta; Magnoliopsida; Gentianales; Rubiaceae
Product: putative nuclease HARBI1
Exons: 3
Coding region: 1-831 (276 amino acids)
Source: RefSeq, a predicted model, not a curated record